AAUGAAAGAGAGAGUGGGGAGCCACACUUUGCUUGAGGAUUCCAUGGGAACGAGGAGAGACUUUGAGAUGGUGAGUUAAGGGACAGAACAGAAGGGCUUGUGGUCAUUCAUAUUCAUGUAUACUAGCCAGCUGGUCACUGAGAGGAGAAACAUGCAGAUGGAGAAGCAGCAUGUCCUUCACGAAGACUCCAAGACUGAUUUGAGCUCUACUUUGUCUCCAACCAAAGACUGUAGGAGAUCUUAACCAUCUAUCUACUACCUUUCUGUUUUAUUGGCGACUUGACGGGUUGGACAAGCCAUCCCACAUCCAGCUGGUGGAACAUUUAUGCAAGUUGAUUAAAGGGGAUUUGACUCCCUUUAAAAAGACCGAAGCGCACCAAAUAUAGGGGAGAGUUGACUACUGGAAACUGCCCAUUGGCGUAUGCACUAUGAAUCUUUCCAGGUGCUUACGCGUGUUGAGCGCACUUUUCUUCGUGCAUCCUUCUCAAGUGUGUCCUCUUGGUGGACCCCGGGUCCAUGCUUUCCAUGCUGCCCAUGCCGCUGAGGAGAGGCUUCUCAAGAACCUGUUUGCCCGCUACAACAAGCUGUCCCGGCCUGUGGCCAACACCUCCGAUGUGGUGCUGGUCCACUUUGGCCUCUCCAUCGCCCAGCUCAUCGACGUGGAUGAGAAGAACCAGAUGAUGACGACCAACGUCUGGGUGAAACAAGAGUGGAAUGAUUAUAAACUCCGCUGGAACCCAGAGGAGUACGAGAAUGUCACCUCCAUCCGCAUCCCGUCGGAAAUCAUCUGGAGGCCUGAUAUUGUGCUUUAUAACAAUGCUGAUGGUGACUUUGCGGUGACCCACCUGACCAAGGCCCACCUGUUCUACGACGGACGCAUCAAGUGGAUGCCGCCGGCCAUCUACAAGUCCUCCUGCAGCAUUGACGUCACCUUCUUCCCCUUCGACCAGCAGAACUGCAAGAUGAAGUUUGGCUCGUGGACUUACGACCGUGCCAAGAUCGACUUGAUCAGCAUAGCCAGUGAUGUGGACCAGAUGGACUACUGGGAGAGCGGCGAGUGGGUGAUCAUCAACGCCGUAGGCAAGUACAACACCAAGAAGUACGAGUGCUGCACCGAGAUCUACCCCGACAUCACCUAUUACUUCAUCAUCCGCAGGCUGCCGCUCUUCUACACCAUCAACCUGAUUAUACCAUGUCUGUUGAUCUCCUGUCUGACUGUCUUGGUCUUCUAUCUGCCCUCCCAGUGUGGCGAGAAGAUCACCCUGUGUAUCUCUGUGUUGCUGUCUCUCACCGUCUUCCUCUUGCUCAUUACCGAGAUCAUCCCGUCCACCUCGCUGGUCAUCCCGCUCAUCGGCGAGUACCUCCUCUUCACAAUGAUCUUUGUCACCCUAUCUAUCAUCAUCACCGUCUUUGUGCUCAACGUCCACCACCGCUCGCCGCGCACCCACGGCAUGCCGCACUGGGUGCGCCGGGUCUUCCUGGACCUGGUGCCUCGUGUGCUUUUCAUGAAGCGGCCACCGGCCACCGCCAAGCAGAACUGCCGGAAGCUGAUUGAGAUGAUGCACCGGACCAGCUCCUCGACAGCAGCCAGUCAGUCGCAGUCUUUCUGGGCCGGGGUGGAAAUGGGUCUAGGACAGCUUGGACAGCUGGGAGACACAAUACCUGCCACCCCCUCUGACAGCUCCAACAUCCUGGCCCUUUCCCCUUCACCAUCUCCCUCUCCUACCCAGGGCCUGCCCUUGGAGGAGCACCCCAUCAAGGCCCCCCAGCUCUUCUGCCGCUCCCCCUCCAGCCAGUACUCCAUUCUCCUUGAGGAGCCUGGCAAGCUCGGGAACACCGCCUCCCUUUUGUCCUGCUCAACCCACUCCUCCACUCCGUGCUCUUCCCCCCCGUCUCUGCCGCUGGGUCCCCUGGGUCCAGUCCACUCUCUUCCCCGGGACGAGCCACAAAUACUGUCCCCCAACGGGCGGAGCCACAGUGUAGAGCACGUGUUUGACCACCAGAGGGAGUCUAACUGGGAGCCCCCCCAAAGGGUCGGGCACCGCUGCCGCUCCCACAGCUUCCAGUACUGCUGCCUGCACGAGGAAGGGGGUGGGGUUGCUGGUGGUGGCAAGGGCCGAGAGGCUGGAGGUGAAGGAAGGCUAAAGAGACAGGUCCUACUAGACCAACUAGCUAGAGCCUCCUCCACAGAGCCCACUGUUGACCUAGUGAUCCGGGAAACCAUGGUCCACAGAAUAUCCCCGUCGAUGAGAAGGGCCAUAGAGAGUGUGCAGUACAUCGCUGACCACCUCAGGGCAGAGGACGCCGACUUCUCAGUAAAGGAGGACUGGAAGUAUGUGGCCAUGGUCAUUGACAGGAUAUUUCUGUGGAUGUUUGUACUAGUGUGUAUACUGGGAACACUGGGACUAUUUCUUCCUCCUUGGCUGGCUGGAAUGAUCUAGAAACCUAGAUUCCAGACACAGUGAAACCGUGUGGAAGUCCGAUUCCGAGAGAGAUUAAAGACAAGCGACACAGAGUUACAAUGCAAAGUUACCUGUGAGUCUCUCUAGGCCAAUAUAUUUCUAGGUUUUCUAAUAGUGGUUGAUUUAUGGUAUUUUAUGCCUUUUUUGUUGAUUUUUAGAUUGAACGUGUAAGCCACUGUCUUUAUUUGUGGUUGCCAUUGGGCACAGGUUAUCAUGAGGUUAUUCACUAAGACAUGGAGGGGGUGUGUCUUUCAUUGAUUCCACAGAGCAUAUGAAUUCUUUAUGAGGCCAAAAGGCUGACAGUGAAAACAUCCUUCAAAAUUCCAUUUUGACAUUGAGCUGCGUAGCCCAAGUCCUCACCAAUGUAUUACGAAUUAGUGCACGCGCGCACACACACACACACACACACGCACACACGCACACCUACCUACCUCAGUGUCAGAGGUAACAUGGAAGGUUUCUGAUUCAUUAGCUUGAAAUGCUGAGACUUAAAUUAAUCUGUUUCAAUUAAAUGGAGGGUAAUGUAAAAAGAUUUCUGGUUCAUCAGGAAAAAUCACACCCUAUCACAGUUUGUUUAUCUGAUAUUUAAUUUAGCCUGAUGACAUAAAUUAUAUAUACAAAAGUAUGUGGACACCCUUUCAAAUUAGUCGAUUCAGCUACUCCAGUUGCUGACAGGUGUAUACAAUUGAGCACACAGCCAUGCAAUCUCCAUUGACAAACACUGGCAGUAGAAUGGCCUUACUGAAGAGCUCAGUGACUUUCAACGUGGCAUCAUCAUAGGAUGCCACCUUUCCAACAAGUCAGUUCGGCAAGUUUCUGCCCUGCUAGAGCUGCCUCGCUCAACUGUAAGUGCUGUUAUUAUGAAGUGGAAACUGCUGAAGCACAUAAAUAUCAUCUGUCCUCGGUUGCAACACUCACUACCGAGUUCCAAACUGCCUCUGGAAGCAAUGGGAUCUUCAUGAAAUGGGUUUCCAUGGCCGAGCAGCCUCACUCAACCUAAGAUCACCAUGCGCAAUGCCAAGCUUUGGCUGGAGUGGUGUGUCGUGAUUUUACACUCAUUAAUCUGAUGACUUAUUUAUCUAAUCAACUAACUAUGUUUAAUUGUUACCCGAUUAAAUGAAUCAUGUAACAAUUUACUCAUUAGGAAUUUGGGGCACCACGAGAGCAGUUGUUGAAAGAGUUACCAUCUCCCAAUUUAAACUUUUCCUAUCACAUCCAUAAAACAGUCAACGUAUUAAUCAUAACCGUAUCAUAUCAUCAUUCUGAACAGUCGUAACCUCCUGCAUCUGCAAAAAACCCAGCCUUACUUAUGAUUCAGUACUGCACAAAUUGGUUUAAUUAUGUAUUUACUAGCUAACUAAAUGAUAACACAGGAUAAACAUACACACUUAAUACAUUAGGAAAAGGUCCCUAGCAGACUGACACAACAUAUGGCUGCUUCUUACACAACAACAUGGAGAGGGAGAGAAAGAGACACUUAUCGUUGAUACAUUUUAGGAACUAUUCUAACCAUAUACUUUGCACAUAAUCCGCCCUUCCCUCCUUAGGAAGGGUGUUGGGCCUUUCAGCGGGACGCUGACCCAUUCGGAUCUUCACAGGACAGUAAUACUCACCGUCAUUGGACUCUGGAGCAGUGGAAAUGCACUCUCCGGAGUGAUGAAUCACGCUUCACCAGCUGGCAGUCCAAUGGACGAAUCUGGGUUUGGCGGAUGCCAGAAGAACACUCCCUGCCCGAAUGUAUAGUGCCAACUCUAAAAUUUGGUGGAGGAAGAAUAAUGGUCUUGGGGCUCUUUUCCAUGGUUUGGACUCGGCACCUUAAUUCCAGUGAAGGGAAAUCUUAACGCUAAAGCAUACAAUGAAUGAAAUUUUAGACAAUUCUGUGCUUACAACUUUUUGGCAACAAUUUGGGGAAUGACCUUUCCUGUUUCAGCAUGACAAUGCCUCUGUGCAUGAUGCGAGGUCCAUACAGAAAUGGUUUGUCGAGAUCGGUGUGGAAGAACUUGACUGGGCUGAACAGAGCCCUGACCUCAACCCACAUCGAACGCGUUUGGGAUGAAUUGGAAUGCCAACGGUGAGCCAGGCCUAAUCGCCUAACAUCAGUGCCCGACCUCACUAAUGCUGCUGUGGCUGAAUGGAAGCAAUUUCCCGCAGCAAUGUUCCAACAUCUAGUGGAAAGCCUUCCCAGAAAAGUGGAGGCUUUUAUAGCAGCAAAGGGGGGACCAACUCCAUAUUAAUGCCCAUGAUUAUGGAAUGAAAUGUUUGACGAGCAGGUGUCCACGUACACUACAUUACCAAAAGUAUGUUCACCAUCCUAAGACAAUUAUAAUAAUCAGCAAUAGGGACUCACAGAUCAUAAUAAAGUUCACCAAUGUAUUUUACAACCUGAUGAAUCAACACAAUUUUGAUUACCUGUGUUUGGGUGAUGUGUGAAAUUGAUUCUCAAUUUGUUUCAGGAGCACGAUUUGAAUUAACCAUAUUUGCAGUCUCAGCUGUUCGAUAUUGAUUUUGAUGAUGGAACAAAGGUAACUUGUCAAUGAAAAGAGCACAAAGUCUAUUUUUUUAUUAAACAUGGACAAUAGUUUUAUCGUUCAAAUCUUGAUUAAAUGUUGUUCACUGUAUGAUUUUGUAUUUCUCUUGUAACACUGCUAUUCAAAUGUAUCUCUAUUGAAUAACUUCUGAGUUGUUACAUUCGGAUUUGAAACCACUAUGGAUUUGAUGAACACAUUACUGGUUACCAGUAGCCUCAUCAAAGACUGUGGGUCCAUAGUUUUCUGUCAAACAAAAGAGCAACAGUGAUAGAAGAACUACAUGAUGUUGAAACACACAAGUCAAUGUAAUACAGUGUGCCAGUGCAGUGACUGCAUCUGUUCAUGUAAUAUAGAUGGUGUGAAAUUUAAGACAUAUGCAAAAAUAGUUCAUUUUGGAGUUCAAGUGUUAAUCCACAAAACAACAAAUUGCAUAACUGGAGAGCAUUUAGAUUUGUAUUCAUCCAUAUGCUUGUUUGGUGUUUUCAUUGAUGGCUGAUAUGUCACAUGAUAUUGUCUUCCUUAUCAUUCCAGAAUGUAGUUUCUAUUCAACCCUUAACCAGCGGGAUUUAUUAGACUUCUAUUUAAAAAAAAAUAAAGUAUUUGUUUG
Oncorhynchus nerka (sockeye salmon) is the source of this 5597-nucleotide messenger RNA. It is a transcript of the gene chrna4b, whose product is annotated as cholinergic receptor, nicotinic, alpha 4b. The record is from RefSeq and is a predicted model, not a curated record. Gene Ontology annotation, cellular component: postsynaptic membrane; synapse; neuron projection. Gene Ontology annotation, biological process: synaptic transmission, cholinergic; monoatomic ion transmembrane transport; regulation of membrane potential. The coding region runs from base 429 to 2441 and encodes 670 amino acids. Gene Ontology annotation, molecular function: acetylcholine-gated monoatomic cation-selective channel activity; acetylcholine receptor activity. The transcript is spliced from 6 exons. NCBI's taxonomy places the organism in Eukaryota, Metazoa, Chordata, Actinopteri, Salmoniformes, Salmonidae.